AUGGCGCUAACCUCCCAAGGCAUCACCCUGCGUUCCCCGCCAGCGGCCCCCCGCGGCCAUGGAGGGAGGCGGUCCUCUUCCGUACCCGCCGCCGCGGCCCCGCGCGGCUGGGGGCAGCCCCACGCGGGGCAAUCCUUAUCCAUCUCGCCCGCCAGGUACGAACCCGCCGCUCGUCCACCACGGGGAGGCUCCUCCUCCUCCGCCAUACGCGCCGCCGCCUCGGCUGGCGCGCAGCCCGGCAGCGACCCGGUCCCCGCCGAGCCCAGGAUCGAGCUCCCCGCGAUAUUUACCGUCUUCUCUGAGGCCGCUAAGACCGGCGCUGCCUUCUUCAUCGCCUCGUCGGGCGCGGCCUUUCUUCUCGGCUCGUUUGGGGGGUUCGGAGGCGGCGCUGGGGGUCUCUUCGGCGGCGGUGGUGGAGGGGGUGGAUGGGGCGCGGGGGGUGGUGGUGCCGGUGGCGGAGGGGGUGGAGACUUCUGGUCCCGGCUGUUCUCCGUCGGCGCGGCGCACGCAGACGACAAGUCAUCGGGGGAUUGGGACGCGCACGGGCUCCCCGUCAACAUGACGGUGCCCCUCACGAAGCUGAGCGGGCUGAAGAGGUACAAGCUGUCUGAGCUCAAGUUCUUUGACCGGGCAGCCGGCGGCGGUGGCGCCUACACGGGGCCAGAGGAUUCCUUCUUCGAAAUGGUAACACUGCAGCCUGGUGGCGUGUACACCAAGUCGCAGCUGCUCAAGGAGCUGGAGACACUCGUCUCCAGUGGCAUGUUUGAGCGGGUUGAUCUGGAGGUGAAGCCCAAGCCGGAUAACACAAUUGGGCUCACAGUCUCCUUUGUGGAGAGUGUGUGGAGUGCCGCAAAGCAGUUCAAGUGCAUCAAUGUGGGGCUUAUGUCACAGUCAGGGCAGGUUGACUUCGACCAGGACAUGACUGAGAGGGAGAAAAUGGAUUACCUCCGCAAGCAGGAACGUGAUUACCAGCAGCGUGUACGGGGUGCCAAGCCCUGCAUCUUGCCAGAAAAUGUGCAUGGAGAGGUGCUGGGAAUGAUGAAGAAGCAGGAGAAGGUGAGCGCCAGGAUGCUGCAGAAGAUCAGGGACCAUGUCCAGAAAUGGUACUACAACGAGGGUUUUGUGUGCGCACAGGUGGUUAACUUUGGAAACCUUAACACCAAUGAGGUUGUGUGUGAGGUGGUCGAGGGUGAUAUCACCAAGGUGGAGUACCAGUUUCAGGAUAAGCUUGGAAAUAUUGUUGAGGGAAAUACCCAGCUUCCGAUCAUAGACCGAGAGCUGCCCCAACAGCUUCGACCUGGCCACAUCUUUAACAUUGGAGCAGGGAAACAGGCUCUGAAGAAUAUAAAUUCACUUGCUUUGUUUUCCAAUAUAGAAGUUAAUCCACGUCCUGAUGAGACAAAGGAAGGGGGCAUAGUAGUUGAAAUUAAGCUCAAGGAACUGGAACCCAAGUCAGCUGAAGUAAGCACAGAAUGGAGUAUUGUACCUGGGCGUGAAGGGCGACCAACUUUGGCAUCCAUACAACCUGGAGGAACUGUGUCAUUUGAGCACCGGAACAUUUAUGGUCUUAAUAGAUCUAUUGUUGGUUCUGUUACAUCCAGCAACCUGCUGAACCCUCAGGAUGAUCUUUCAUUCAAGCUUGAGUAUGUCCAUCCUUAUUUGGAUGGUGUGGAUGAUCGUAGUAAAAACCGCACAUUCAAAACUAGCUGCUUCAACACGAGGAAAUUGAGUCCUGUCUUUGUUGCUGGUCCCAACAUGGAUGAGGCUCCGCCUGUUUGGAUCGAUAGAGUUGGAUUUAAAGCCAACAUAACAGAGAGCUUCACACGGCAAAGCAAAUUCACAUAUGGCCUCGUGGUUGAAGAGAUUACAACACGUGAUGAAACUAAUUCUAUCUGUACCCAUGGUUCUCGAGCAAUGCCUAGUGGCAGUUUGAGCAUGGAUGGACCUCCCACAACCCUCAGUGGUACUGGAGUUGACCGAAUGGCAUUCCUUCAGGCUAAUAUAACCCGUGACAAUACUGAGUUUGUGAAUGGUGCAAUUGUUGGAGACAGAUACAUUUUCCAGUUGGACCAAGGUCUUGGCAUCGGAAGCAAAAACCCAUUCUUCAACCGUCAUCAACUUAGUCUGACCAAGUUCAUCAAUUUAAAUAAGCAAGAGAAAGGUGCUGGCAAGCCACUACCAGUUGUUUUAGUUCUUCAUGGUCAUUAUGCUGGUUGUGUGGGUGAUUUGCCAAUCUAUGACGCGUUUGCACUUGGAGGGCCUUACUCUGUUAGGGGCUUUAGUAACGGUGAACUGGGCGCUUCUAGGAAUAUUCUUGAGGUUGCUACAGAGUUGCGCAUCCCUGUAAGAAACACACACGUUUAUGCAUUUGCUGAACAUGGGACUGACCUUGGGAGUUCCAAGGAUGUGAAAGGGAACCCUACAGAGUUUUUCAGGCGUGUUGGUCAUGGAUCUUCAUAUGGUGUUGGUGUCAAGCUUGGGUUGAUCCAUGAGCUGGUGGUUGUCCUGCGGGCGCACAUGAGCUUCAUGGACUUGGAUGAACGUGAGAUGAGCUCAUGGAUGAAGCAGCUGACGAACGCUUCCCGGCAAGGCCGCCACGGCUGCGUUCUCCACCUCUUCUUCGCCCACCUCCGACGCGGCGAUCGCGGCUUGGUGGACCCGCACCCCGCGGCCGUCCCCACGGCGCUCCGCGCCUGCGCGCGCCUCGGAAACGCCUCCUCCGGCCGCCUAAUCCACGCGCUCGUCCUCACCCGGUUCCCGUCCCUCGCCUCCGACGCCGUCGCCGCCACCGCGCUUCUCGACAUGUACGCCAAAUGUGGCCUCGUCGCGAGUGCCCAGAGGGUGUUCGACGAAAUGCCGCGUAGGGAUGACCUCGUCGCCUGGAACGCGCUGGUCGCAUGCUAUGCGCGCCACGCCCCCCCGGAGCGCGCGCUGGCGCUGGCCAUCAAAAUGCGGGGCCAGUGCCUGUGCCCCGACCUGAUGACAUGGAACGCCGUCGUCUCCGGUUUUGCACUGGCCGGCGACGACCAGAUGGCCGAGGAAUUGAUCGGCGCCAUGGAGGAGGACGGGUUCCAGCCGGACGUGGUCACUUGGACAUCGCUUGUAUCUGGCUCGGUGCUGAACUUUCAGUAUGCCAGGGCACGCGUGCUGUUCCGGAGAAUGAUGACCACUGGCAACCCUGUCCUGCCGAGCUCGGCCACGAUUGCCAGCAUCUUGCCUGCCUUCGCCAAUGUCGCUGACGUGAAGCAUGGCAAGGAAGUCCACGCCUACGCCGUGGUGACCGGCGUCGAACAGGAGCUCACUGUGGGCAGUGCUCUAGUAGACAUGUACACGAAGAGCGGGUUCGUGCUGGAAGCACGCCGGCUGUUUGACAGGAUGGCAGAAAGAAGCACGGUGACUUGGAAUUCCAUGCUCUUUGGCCUGGCGAAUUCCGGCCACUGCCAAGAAGCCAUCGGUCUCUUCAACCGGAUGCUGUGCGAGGGAGCAAGGCCGGAUCACCUGACGUUCACAGCCGUUCUGACGGUUUGCAGCUACGCCGGCAUGGUGGAGCUCGGGAAGGGCCUGUACCGCGCCAUGCAGGAAGAGCACGGCAUCGUGCCGAGGCUGGAGCACUGCGCGUGCAUGGUGCAUUUGCUUGGCCGAGCCGGCUGGCUCGCCGAGGCUUAUGAUUUCAUCAAAGCCAUGCCCCUGGAGCCUGACUGCUUCGUUUGGGGGGCGUUGCUGGGGGCAUGCCGAAGCCAUGGCGACGUCAAGCUUGCCGAGCUGGCUGCGUCCCACCUGCUAACCGUCGAGCCGGCCAAUGCAGCUAGUUGCCUGCUACUCUCGGACUCGCUGGCAAGUGCAGGCAGACAAGAUGAUGUUAUGAAGAUGAAGAGGCUGGCAAAGAGACAGCGCAUGAAGAAGCUGGAUGGCUGCAGCUGGUUGGAGUGA
Messenger RNA from Miscanthus lutarioriparius, 3930 nucleotides. The record is from the annotation of a GenBank genome assembly. NCBI's taxonomy places the organism in Eukaryota, Viridiplantae, Streptophyta, Magnoliopsida, Poales, Poaceae.